Molecule: messenger RNA, 651 nt
Organism: Vicia villosa (hairy vetch)
Lineage: Eukaryota; Viridiplantae; Streptophyta; Magnoliopsida; Fabales; Fabaceae
Exons: 1
Coding region: 1-651 (216 amino acids)
Source: RefSeq, a predicted model, not a curated record
AUGAAAUUAAACAUCAAAGAACAGUUGCAGAGGAUUGAAUUUCCCAAAACAACCGACAUGAAAUCGCCGUCUCAACCCGUUAAGACAAAGGAUACUCCGAAGAAAGUGAAGUCUACUCCAAAUGACAACUCGACAACACGACCUCCUUCAUAUUGUGAACACAUCGACAAACACUUUCCCGAUUCACCUACUCUGAAAUCGCAAAAAUCUCAAAAGAUUUCAAACAAGGGAGCUCGCUUAAGCAAACAGCCUCUGAAACCUAUUCCACCGCAAGUUCCGCAAGUUUCGACUCUGUUUCUGACACUUAUUAAUCCAAAAGUUCCAAUUCCAACACCUAUUGCUCCAUCAAUCGAAGAGGUACAAAUUGCACCAAAAAUUCCAUUCAUUGACGAGAUGCCGGUUUUUAUACAUAAAUACAUCGACUGGAUCGUCAAUGUGGCAGGGGACGGUAAUUGCGGAUUCCGGGCCGUAUCGGCUUUGCUUGGUAAGGGAGAGGAUGCCCAUGAGCUUGUCCGUUAUGAUCUUAUCGAAGAGUUGGUGAACCAUAAAGACUCGUACAGGCGGGUAUUUGGAGACGAAACCAAAUUUGAAUCGGUUAACGAAGCUCUUGUCCCUUGGGGGGAGCCUACGUACCGGUUUCGCAUUGGAUGA